AUGGCGGAAGCCUUUGGUCUCGCAGCGAGCGUUUUCGCAACUAUCCAGAUUGCAGAUCGGGUGAUAUCAAUUUGCAAGAACUACAUUGAGAGCGUCCGGGACGCACCCUCCGAUCUCCGCACGAUCCUCGUCGAGACCUCAUCAGUAGGAGCCGUCUUGCAGAAUGUCGACUUUCUCCUCAAAUUCGAAGAGCCAGACUCGGCUCUCCGUAAAGCCUUGGACGGCGAUGAAGGGCCUGUCGGUGAAUGUCGGGUCGCCAUCGAACAGCUGGAGGCAUUGCUCGCCUCCGACCAAAACCAGGCUCAAGGGCCCCAUGAUUCGAAAAGAAGAAGAGUGCAAGUUACCUUGAGAAACUUGGCAUGGCCGUUGAAGGAGACCAAGGCCAAGAAGAUGCUUCAAGAUGUUGCGCGAUGCAAGAAUACUAUUAGUCUCGCACUCACUGCUACGUCCAGUCAUGACAUCAAGGUCAUACGCGAGGGGACUUCACACAUUCAACGAGUUCUGACAGAAAAUCAACGAAGCGAGGUUUACAAGUGGCUCAAGCAUACCGACCCUUCAUCAAUCCACGACCAAGCUUGCCGAAAUCACGAGCCUGGAACGUGCGAAUGGAUGUCCCGCACCCCAGAAUGGGACCAGUUCAACCAGGGGGAUAUACGAUGCCUCUGGAUUCAUGGGAUUCCCGGAGCCGGCAAAACUAUCUUGGCUUCUCAGCUCGCCGAGAAAGUUGAGGAGAAUUGCCGACAGUCUAGUUCAACUGCUUCCAUAUCAAUUGGGAUCCAUUACUACUGCUACUUCGGACGCAGUCAGGACGAAUCAGCCCCAUUUCUACGAUGGAUCCUCGAUCGUAUGUGUAGGGAGGUUGAACAGGUCCCGGAUUAUCUUUGGAAAUUAUUCAAGAACGGUCGAGACCCCAGCACUAGCGACCUGCUUACUGCUCUCGAAGCUGCCUCGCACUACUUCAGCAGUAUUUCUAUCACCAUUGACGCCGUAGACGAGAGCAGCCCCCGGGAAGAGCUUCUCAAGGUCCUGCGAGAUCUAGCUACCGACCACAGAUUCUCAAAGAUUCGCCUCCUUGUAACUAGUCGUGAAUACCUGGAUAUCGAAAAAGUCAUGAGCGAAAUCUCGACGGAAGUGAACAUGCGAAACGACUAUCUCGAUGCUGACAUACGGCUAUAUACUGAAUCUCGACUGGCUACCAAUGAUAAGCUGAAAGACUGGUCAGAAGGUUUGCGCAAAGAGGCUUUAGAAGCGUUGUCUGUUGGCGCAAAAGGAAUGUUUCGCUGGGUUGUAUGUCAACUCGACGCUUUACGAAGAAUCAAAGGUUCUCAAAGUGCCAUCAUGAACGAAUUGAAGCACCUUCCAAAAACACUCAACGAAGCAUACGACAGAAUUUUCGAAAUGAUACCUGAAGAAGAUCUACAAGUUGUGGAUUCAGCCCUUGAUUGGAUCUGCUUCAACUACAAAGUCUUUGGACGUGAAAAAUUCAGUUGCAACGUGCUCCUUCAAGCCAUCGAAGGAGACCUCAAUCGACAAAAUUCAUGCACCCGAGAUUACCGCUACGAUGCCGAGCUGCUUCUAGAAUUAUGCGGCUGUCUCAUCAAAGUCACCGAGACCGACCACCGUUUCCCGUAUGGGUAUUACGAAGUCUCAUUUCCUCAUUACACUGUCAUGGAAUAUUUGGCGGUAUCAACUCGCUUCAGGCCGACCUCUUGCUUUCGUCUUGAUAAAUACGCAUGUUUAGGCGGGCGAGCAAGCAUCAUUCUUUUGGAAGUAUUCCGGUCUCCACUUAAUACGAUUGGCAUGCUCGAGAGCGAUGAAGAUUGUUUGAGCGACCCAUGGGACUGGCAAAUGGACUUCCGAGCGUAUUGCGCUGUUUCGGCCAUCAGGUUGAUACUCGACUAUGAACGGUCCUGCCCAGAAAAUGAGGAACUUGCUACCAUGCUUACAACUCCGCAUCCUUCAAGAACUCAUCCUGUGGAUGCGAUUCUGCGGUUGUACGAUAUGAUCGUCUUCUGGGAUUUUAUAGAUCAUUACAACCUCGGCGACACAUUUGAGCUUGUAAGAUUCGCUGCAUCAUCGCCACCUGAGUCUCGUAUUUUGGGUUACUUCUUGCACAUGGGUGCUUUCUAUUUGGUCGACUUCAUUCUGCAUAGAUUACAUGAUCCACGGAACCUGUUCCGGACAAUGAUUGACGUGAAAUACGACUUCUUGAAUGACGAAGCGUUUUCUCACUUUCGCACUUCUCUCUGCGACUUGAUUGUUAUCAUGAGCGGCGACAGACCUUCUGCGUUGAGACACCUUUUGAAGACUUGGCCCAGAAUUCUCGACUACAGCAAUAUUCUCGUCUCAUACAUCAUGUGGCAUAAACAUGAAGCCCGGUACGUUAGCUGUGAUGGCUGGUGCACACUCCAGGAAAUGCUACGUCUGGGUGCGAAACUAGAUUCAUCGGAAUUCGUAGCUACGCCGCUGCAAAUUGCCGUGGCUGGUUUGGAUCUGGAAGGUGUACGUAUUUUACUGGAGGGUGGAGCGAAGCCGAAUGCUAGAGGGAAUCCAGGUGUGGUAGAUCGGCCAAAGCAUGGCAUAUUGCGUAAGUGUGAUCAUCUGAGUGGUAUGUCCCCGCUCCAAAUAUGUAGAUAUGGGUUUCAGCUGGCUUUUUUGGAAAACGUUUACAGGAAGAUGGACGUCUUGGAGGAAGUUCUCGACUACCGCCGGCAAAAUUUCAAGAAGAUCUCAGGUCAAAUCGAGGCUUUGCUGUGCGAAUACGGUGGUAUUUAG
Messenger RNA from Colletotrichum orchidophilum, 2775 nucleotides. RefSeq lists its product as uncharacterized. The record is from RefSeq and is a predicted model, not a curated record. The coding region runs from base 1 to 2775 and encodes 924 amino acids. Gene Ontology annotation, molecular function: protein binding. Lineage: Eukaryota; Fungi; Ascomycota; Sordariomycetes; Glomerellales; Glomerellaceae. The transcript has 4 exons.